AUGUUGACUGUCAAGAAAAGACAAGUGGACGCAGAGUGUCACACUUACCAAGAGAAAUUGACAAACUUUUUUUUUUUUGAGGUAAAAGGCAAGCAAGUGUGCACUUUGUGUGGAGAGGAGCUUUGUAUAUUAACAGUUGCCAAUUUGGAUUAUCACUACCACAGCAGACAUAACAAGCUUAAUGAGUUAGAAGGGAAAAUGAAUCUGGACAAGCACCAACCCAUCAGAAGGACCUGCGCUGCCCUCUCUGCCUCUACCAGACCAAGAACAAAAACAACAUGAUUGAUCACAUCGUCCUUCAUCAGGCCCCUGUGCACAAAAAGUGACGAGGUUCGCCUGGCAGAGGAGGCGAGCAAGAAGUACGGCUCCCCAGCUCCAACCAUCUUCUCCAAAGUCAUUGACAAAAGCAUUCCUGCUGACAUUAUUUAUGAAGAUGAUAAGUGUUUGGCCUUCAGGGAUGUCAAUCCGCAGGCUCCUGUCCAUUUCCUGGUCAUACCGAGGCUCCCUAUUCCCAGAAUCAGCGAGGCCAAAGAUGAUGAUGCUGAGCUUUUAGGUCACCUGCUGGUCGUCGCCAAAAACGUGGCAAAGAAAGAAUCUCUAGAUGAAGGGUACAGAGUCGUGAUCAACGAUGGAAAGCACGGCGCCCAGUCGGUUUACCACCUUCACAUCCACAUCAUAGGAGGGAGACAGAUGAAAUGGCCCCCAGGAUAAUGGUUUUCUCUGUGUGUGUGCACGUGUGUAUGUGUGUGUGUGUCUGUCAUUCUUCAUCCUUCGCUCUACUUACACAUAAAGAGCUUAGCGAGCGUGAGCAUCAUAAGACAUUUGUAAUAUUUACAAAAUGUCAUUAAGUCAUCACAUUUUCUGCACAAUAAAAAUCUCACUGCACCUGUUUCAGUGUAUAAAUUUUGACAAAUUAUUAAAUAAAGAAUAAACACAUCGUUGUGACUGAGACCUGAUAGUAAAGCUGUAAUUUAAAAUA
Myripristis murdjan (pinecone soldierfish) is the source of this 979-nucleotide messenger RNA. RefSeq names its product histidine triad nucleotide binding protein 2 (gene hint2). The record is from RefSeq and is a predicted model, not a curated record. The transcript has 10 exons. NCBI's taxonomy places the organism in Eukaryota, Metazoa, Chordata, Actinopteri, Holocentriformes, Holocentridae. Gene Ontology annotation, molecular function: catalytic activity.